AUAUAUAUGAAAUGGUUUGAUACAGUAAUGUUUUACUAUGUUAUUUUAAUGUAUUGAUUGAAUGUCACAAUAUGUCAUUUUCAAAUUUCCCGCCGUUCCGUCCCCCCGUACGUCCCGACGCUCGCAGGGGAUGGAACCCAGAUGACAGAUGCUGGCAUCUGCCUGAGUACAUUACAGGAGGGACAUCUCGCGAGCGCAGGGCAAGUGACCGAGGGAUCCCCGAGCAGCGCCGCAUGGUAAGCCCGAGUGUAGCUCGGGGUUACCACUUUUGCUACACUCGGGAAUACCACCAGGGGGGUUAAGCUAA
Messenger RNA from Staurois parvus, 307 nucleotides. The record is from the annotation of a GenBank genome assembly. Lineage: Eukaryota; Metazoa; Chordata; Amphibia; Anura; Ranidae.